Didymodactylos carnosus is the source of this 402-nucleotide messenger RNA. The record is from the annotation of a GenBank genome assembly. Lineage: Eukaryota; Metazoa; Rotifera; Eurotatoria; Philodinida; Philodinidae.
AUGGCAGGAUUAGAUCGUUCGUAUUUAGUUGAACUUGAUGGUAAUCUUCCACCCUCAGUUUGUCUUAAUCAAUUAUUGGAGCGACUUAGCGUCUAUCCGAUUCGUCGAGCGGCACGUGUUCAACGUUUUUUUCCACAAGAAGAUGAAGAAGAAGAAAUAGCAGAUGAGGGACAAGAACUGGAAGGUGAAGAGGAAGGCGGGGACCACGCUGUACGUGCUCCACGUGAAGAAGAGAUCCCGGGCGAACAGAUGGAUACAGAGGAACUGAUGUUGAGUCUGUCGGGUUCAAAUACAUUAUCAAACAAAUUCAAAUGGCAUAGAAGUCGAUGGUUAAGAUGUUGUCCCGUUGCGUUGAAACAAGGAAAUCGUGUCGACGGUCGUCAAGAUUUAGCCGUUCAGUAG